AUGAGCCGGGCUUGCUCGGUAUCCAGCAUCGCCCACCGAGCCAAGGAGGACAGCUUCGCGCGGCUGCUACGAUCGUGCGCGGAGCUCCAGGAUCUCUCCGGCGGCAAGCGCGUCCACGCCCGGAUCGAUCAGACCGAGCACCGCCACAGCACCUAUCUCGCCAACCUCCUCGUCAACAUGUACGCCAAGUGUGGCUCCGUGAACGAUGCCCGCUACGUCUUCGAUCGAAUCCAGGAGCCCAAUCGCUUCUCCUGGAACAUCAUGACGUGCGCCUACGCCAUGAAUGGAUUCGUGGAGCUGGCCGCGAGCUUCUACCAGAUGAUGCCGGACAAGACCGUGAUCGCUUGCACUGCCGUGAUCGAGGCGCUGGGCCAUCUCGGACAGAUCGAGAGGGCCAAGACGCUCUUCGACGGCUUCCCUGCCACUGCCCGUGAUCUCGUCUGCUCAAACGCGAUGCUCGCGGCCUACGCCCGGAAUGGGCAUCUGGAAUCGGCGGAGACGAUGCUGCGGGCGAUGGAGAUCCGGAACGUCGUGUCAUGGAACACGCUCUUGCUCGGCUAUGCGGACCAUGGCGAUCCGAAAUACGCGAAGAAGAUCUUCCAGGAGAUGCCGCAGCGCAACGAGGUGGUGUGGCUCGGCCUCAUCGCGGCAUUCGCCCAGCGCGGGUACUUGCAGAGAGUCCACGCGCUCUUCGAUCGGAUGCCCUGCCACAACGCCGGGACCUGGAGUACCUUGAUCGAGUUGCGCUCAAAGGACGACGAGCUUGGCCGGGCUGAGAGGCUGUUCCAGAGGAUGCCGCUGAGGAACAAGGCGGCAUGGGCCGCGAUGCUCCACGCGUAUCUCCGUGCCGGAAAUCUCACGCGCGCAAAAGAUCUGCUCGACCGAAUGCCGCAGCAAGAGAUGGAGCUUGCCGUGGCCCUGAUCGCGGCAUACCUCAAAAGCGGCCUCCACAGACGUGCCAAGAAGAGCUUCGAUCGCUUGCCCUGGGCCGAUCCCCACGCAUGGAGCUCGCUCCAAGGCAAUAUCACCAAGGGAGACGAUUUGCCCCAAUCUUGCCCGGAUGAACUGAGAUCUCCACUAUCGUUCCAAAAACCAGCUCGAUCGCCAAAGAAAGAAGCCUCCCGUCCUCAAUCGCGCCUAGGAUCUGCAAGAACCGGAUCUCUCCAUCCACAAUCGGGCCUAGAAUCGAGCAGCCGAGCCCCUGACGAGCGCUCUGUCCCUGGCGGCAAUCUGGCGGCGCGGGCGGCCAAAGCAAGAAAUCUCCAUCGCCAGCGCCUGCCCCAAGCUUGCACCCUGGAGGAGCUUCGAUCCCUCAAGCAGCGCAUCCUGCUCAUGCCGCCGGCGAAGAGGAUCAAGUGGAGAGCGGUGCUCAAGCUCAUGCGCGCCGGCUACCUUCUCAAGAAAUGGAGCUCCUCCAAAAUCUGGCCAAGGCGGGAAAGAAAGACUAGGCCCUAG
Selaginella moellendorffii is the source of this 1455-nucleotide messenger RNA. Its product is annotated as pentatricopeptide repeat-containing protein At4g02750. Lineage: Eukaryota; Viridiplantae; Streptophyta; Lycopodiopsida; Selaginellales; Selaginellaceae. Bases 1 to 1455 code for a protein of 484 amino acids. Gene Ontology annotation, molecular function: protein binding. The record is from RefSeq and is a predicted model, not a curated record. The transcript has a single exon.